Durotheca rogersii is the source of this 1678-nucleotide messenger RNA. RefSeq lists its product as uncharacterized. The transcript has a single exon. Gene Ontology annotation, cellular component: mitochondrial inner membrane. Gene Ontology annotation, biological process: mitochondrial respiratory chain complex IV assembly. NCBI's taxonomy places the organism in Eukaryota, Fungi, Ascomycota, Sordariomycetes, Xylariales, Xylariaceae. Bases 608 to 1327 code for a protein of 239 amino acids. The record is from RefSeq and is a predicted model, not a curated record.
GUUUUUAAAAAUGAAAACUUACUUAACUUAAAAAAGUUUUUGAAAAUAGAAACUUAACUUAACUUAAGAAAUUUUUCUAAAAACUUAACUUAAAAACUUAAACUUUUUUUUCAACCCUGCGUACGGGGUAUUAUUGCGUUACUAAGAACCACUUCUUUGAGAUCCCGAAAACUCGCCUGGAUAAAAAUCGUCAUCAGUUGCCUCGUGCUUGUUCGCAACCUUACCUCAUCUCAUAUACCUCAACUCCCUUCCCCCGUCUCGCCUCUCUCUUUUCUUCUCCGUCUUCCCACAACCUCGCCCUCCCUUCGGCGCCGCAUCCUACGCAGAUGCAAACCGAACCACCCUGUUGACAUCCAGUGCAGCCUGCGAUAACGCCAGCGUAACAAAGCGACGGGCUCUAGUCGAUACCCCCCCUUCCGGUUAGGACGGUUAGGACAACCCCGCCGUUCCCAUUGACCAACCGAACAUCAACGUCGUCAGCACAAAAUACCCAUGCCCAGCUCUUCUUCUCGUCGCGUCGUCCCCUAAAUCAAGAUCACUGUGACUGGAGUCUUCUUUGCAUAGCUGUACCUGAGCACGCGAGUCACACGAAUCGCAACCCGCAAUCAUGAAGAUUAUCUCGCCAGAAGAAGAGCGAGCCCACUACCGGGAGGUGCUCACCGGCGGCCUCAUCGGCGGUGGCCUCGGCCUCGGAGCCGGGUUGGUCGGUGUCAUCGCUGCGUCGCGGCGGUAUUCCGCCUUCCGAUCGCUAACCGUCCCCUUCCGCGCUUUCCUCGUCACCUCGACCGGCACGUUCGGCGCCAUCGUCAACGCCGAACGCUACUCGAACGAGUUCCACCGCGCCAACAACCCCAUGAACUUCUACGUGGACGAGGCCCAGCGCGCCCAGGACCUGCUGCGCCAGCAGGAGACGGGCUGGGAGCGCUUCACCACCUGGGGCCGCCAGAACCGCUACUCCAUCGUGUUCGCGUCCUGGGUCGCAUCGAUGGCCAUCGCCCUCGGCCUCGUCGGCCGCAACCGGUACCUGAGCACGUCGCAGAAGCUCGUCCAGGCGCGUGUCUACGCCCAGGGCCUCACCCUCGCCGUCCUCGUCGCCAGUGCCGUCUUCGAGACCGCCGACGCCAAGAACGGCACCGGCCGCUGGGAGACCAUCAAGGUCAUCGACCCCAACGACCCGGAGCACAAGAACAUCAUCGAGAAGCGCGUCCACAAGGAAGAGUACGAGGGCCAGGACCUCUGGAAGGACAUGGUCGCCGCCGAGGAGCGCCGGAUAGCCGCCCGCAAGACCGGGGGUGCCACCGAGGCCGAAGCCGAGGACGCGCACUAGGAAUGCGGCCACUGCUGCACGCCUAACGGGAGUAAGGAUCCUGUCCGAGUAGAAUAAUUGGUAUGGCCAACGCCACGGCGGUAUGGCGUCCGGGAAGGGCUAGAACGGCGUAGCUGAGACACGAGUAUCCACGUCGAUCAUAGAUGGUCUUCACAUAUCCCUGUCCCACCACGCCUUUCUCGCGGUUUCGCCCGAUGGCUGAUGGUGACAUUGAUUGCCUGCAUUAGCUUUGUUCCUUUAGUCGACGUCAUGGAGGGGAGUUCCGGCUUGGUAGGGGGUUCCUUGUGGACUGUGGUGUUAUCGAAUCUUUGAAUUUGAUUUCCCAUCUCGUUUCCUUCUCUUCCCUUCGUG